AAUCUUUCUCUUUCUCUUUCUCUAUUUUAUUACUUUUCCUCAUUUCUUUUUCUUUUCUUUGUAGAUGCCUAAUGCAAAGUAAAAGCUUCAUUUUCCUCUCUCAUAUCAUAUGCAUGGACAUUAGUAUAAAUGUUGUGGCUUCAAUAUGCACAAGUAGGGGUUGAGCAGUUGAGCACCAAACUUAAACCCAAGGUCCAGCACUGCAUUCAUUGCAUUUGCAGAACACCUCUCUCUCUCUCUCUCUCUCUCUUCCCUCCAAAAAAAGAAACUUCUCUCACUAACUGCCCUGCCUUUGCUUCUACAAGCAGCUCCAAAACAUAACUUCUCGAUCUUCUUUCUUACUUGUUCAAAACUCUUAUGUGGGUCUACUGCUUAGUGCUUAGUACUCGAAAACAUAUUCUGCACUUUCAUUUUGCUCUGACACAAACUCAUUUUUUGCCACUAAAAAAUCUUAAUACACAAGCAUAAAAUUUAUACUAUGCUCAAAAUACAUUCCUUUUUUGCUUAGUUCUAAAGCGUCAAGGGAAAAUGCUAUAUAUAUAUAUUUCCUUCUAAGUAUAGUAAGUGUCCAUAAGUGAGCAAAGUGUUAAGCUUCUUGUUUGUUCAUUUACCAAGAACAACAAGUGCUUUCUUUGCUGAAAAUAGAUAGAUCAUGGAUAAGUUUUCGACGUUUCAGGGUGGAAAUGUUGAUGUUACAAACCAAAUUGAGUUGUUUUGGGUACAAGCUAAAGCCCCUCUUUUGGUUCCUCUCCUUAAGUUAUUCGUGACACUUUGUUUAGGUAUGUCUAUAAUGUUAUUCGUGGAGCGAGUUUAUAUGGGGUUUGUUAUACUCUUGGUGAAGAUCUUUGGGCGUAAGCCUGAGAAGAAGUAUAAUUGGGAACCAUUGAAAGAUGAUUUGGAGAUUGGCAACUCUACUUAUCCUAUGGUUCUUGUUCAAAUUCCCAUGUAUAAUGAAAAAGAGGUAUAUCAACUAUCCAUAGGAGCAGCAUGCGGACUUUCAUGGCCAUCAGAUCGCAUUGUAGUCCAAGUGUUGGAUGAUUCAACUGAUCCGGUUACUAAGAAUCUGGUGGAAAUGGAAUGCCACCGAUGGGCAAGCAAAGGUAUCAACAUAAAAUAUGAGAUAAGAGACAAUAGAAAUGGGUACAAAGCAGGGGCACUAAAGGAAGGAAUGAAGCAUAGUUAUGUUAAGGAGUGUGAUUUUGUUGCUAUUUUCGAUGCGGAUUUCCAACCUGAGCCCGACUUUCUUUGGCGUACUAUCCCAUUUCUUGUCCAUAACCCGCAGAUUGCUCUUGUUCAAGCUCGUUGGAAGUUUGUGAAUGCGGAUGAAUGCUUGAUGACGAGGAUGCAAGAAAUGUCCUUAGAUUACCAUUUCACAGUGGAGCAAGAAGUAGGAUCUUCAACCUAUGCUUUCUUUGGAUUUAAUGGGACAGCUGGUGUAUGGAGGAUAUCAGCAAUCAAUGAAGCUGGUGGGUGGAAAGACCGAACUACGGUGGAGGAUAUGGACUUAGCUGUGCGGGCCAGUCUCAAGGGUUGGAAAUUUGUUUAUGUGGGUGAGCUUAAGGUGAAAAAUGAGCUUCCAAGUACGUUCAAAGCCUACCGUUAUCAGCAACAUAGAUGGUCGUGUGGCCCUGCCAAUUUGUUUAGAAAGAUGGUAAACGAAAUCAUUAAGAAUAAGAAAGUAUCAAUUUGGAAGAAGGUUCAUGUGAUCUAUAGCUUCUUCUUUGUAAGGAAAAUAGUGGCUCACGUUGUUACCUUCAUCUUCUAUUGCGUUGUACUACCAACGACAGUUUUGGUCCCCGAAGUAGAAGUGCCCAAAUGGGGAGCUAUUUAUAUUCCAAUGAUUAUUACUCUCCUCAAUGCGGUUGGAACUCCAAGGUCUCUACAUCUAGUUGUGUUUUGGAUCUUAUUCGAGAAUGUCAUGUCACUGCAUCGAACUAAGGCGACAUUUAUUGGCCUCCUAGAAGCUGGACGGGUCAACGAAUGGGUUGUUACAGAGAAAUUGGGAGAUGCACUAAAGAACAAAUUUGAUACCAAAUCAUUCAAAAAACCUCGCAGCAGAAUUAUAGAUAAAAUCUAUAUGCUGGAGCUUGUGGUGGGUGCAUAUCUCUUUUUCUGUGGCUGUUAUGAUAUCGCCUUGGGAAAAAACCACUACUUCAUUUAUCUCUUCCUUCAGUCCUUUGCAUUCUUCAUCGCUGGAUUUGGCUAUGUUGGCAUCAUUGUCCCAACUUCAUAGAAACACUAACUUUAUCAACGUAGUAAAUUUAUCAUAUGAAAUAUAAAUGGCAUUCGCUCUUCUUUUUAUUCUUUUUUUUUGUAUAAUCUAUGUCCUAUUGUCUCUCUAUCUCCAGAUUGUGGGGCAAUAUAGGAAUUGUUCCUUUUGUUUUAUUUCUUUUUUGUUUUUGGGUUUUCAACAAUGUUUUGGUUAAAUUUCAUCAGCCGUUGUAACUUAUAUAUAGAUAUUUUGUGAUUCUUUUUAAUUGAAUAUAAACAAUCAAGACACUAAUGUCUUAUUGAUUGAAUUUCUGUUA
Molecule: messenger RNA, 2528 nt
Organism: Beta vulgaris subsp. vulgaris (sugar beet)
Lineage: Eukaryota; Viridiplantae; Streptophyta; Magnoliopsida; Caryophyllales; Amaranthaceae
Product: glucomannan 4-beta-mannosyltransferase 9
Exons: 9
Coding region: 653-2233 (526 amino acids)
Cellular component (GO): Golgi apparatus
Molecular function (GO): mannan synthase activity
Source: RefSeq, a predicted model, not a curated record